CUCGGACCUUCGAGCGACCGGAACUAACCUUCGGUCCGGUCGCGGCGCGACUCGACGCUCGACGUGAUUCUCGACUCCCCGCGAAUUAUCAAUUCACGGUCGAGUUCCCCUGGCUCGGAGAUGAAGACAGGCGCCAGGAGGAAACGAACCUCGAAGAGGAUCGCCGGCCUCGACGCACCCUGGUGCCCCUGCGGGUGAUUGGACCGGGGGAGGAUCUUGGGGAGCUCGGAGGUCCUUCCGGAUUUUCUGUAGAAUUCUCGACAUGUGCAUCCUGAAACGUUGGUCGCGGAUGUGCCUGGUGCUCGGAACCGGGUUGGAAGGUCGCCUCGGAGAUCUCUGAGGUCCUUUGAAGCUGGACGACCAGUCGAGGGCGAUGCAUCCGAGAGAUACGGACUGAGAGGUCACGGAUGUUCUCGGAGGUAAAGGGACGCCAGGACCUGGGGGAACCCUCGAGACGCAUCUUGAAGAGCCCCUUGAAGAGGAUGUGCCUCGCGGUCGAUGGUCCUUAGGCUGACCGACUCCUCGACGGAACCAUGUUAUCGGGCGGUCGCAGGCUGGUCCACUUCAAGAAGAGAUUGAAGCCGAGUCCACCUCUUCGGGGGAUAAAAUGAGCAAGAGCGUGGAACUGCUGGCGGGAACGGAGGAUGGCGAGCCGACUUCCGAUCGGGCUCAGGAGGAGGACCGGUCAAGGUUGAACCUGAACGGAAGCAGACCGCUAUCGAGGAGCGCCACGGAGCUGAGGCACAGGAAAAAGAGCGAGGGGGCGAGAGGCUCCCCAGGACACAGUGGUUCCGGGGAGUCCGGCGGCACCAAUCGCGGCAGAGACCGCCUCGAAGAGCAGCAACACCAGCAACAGCAUCAUCACCCUCGCCACUCGGCGAGGUACGCCACCGUGGCCCAGAGGACGCACACCUUUUUCGCGACCUUGAAGAGCCGAUGGACGCGUAGCCGCAGCAAGGAGCGGAAGAAGAAGGACCCCUCGGCUAUGCCACAGGAUUCCUUCAGGGUUCCCGGGGCCGAGUCCGACUAUGCCGCGGAUUACUCCUCGGAGCACAGCAGGAGCUCUUCGGCUACUCAGAGUCCUGCCAGACACGCGCUCGUUCACCAGGAGUCUCCCUUGGCAAGGGUCGCCAGGGAAAAGGCGGGCACCUCGGUGGAGGACAGUCCCGGAAGAGGCAGCGACGGUUCCUCCAAGGGGUCCUCCGGCUUUCAGGCUCAAAAGGAGUCGAAUCUCUUGGCCGAAUCGCAGGGUCAGGAUGCCUCCGGGACGCAGGACGUCGCCGGGGGCCUUCUCCACGACGAGACCACCCGGAGGAGGGAGCUCGCCCUCCGACAGCACGCCUUCUUCCAGCUGAGGCUCCACAUACGCCGAGGCGCUAACCUGGUCGCCAUGGACCGAUGCGGAGCCAGCGACCCCUACGUGAAGAUCAAGAGCUCCGGCCGCCUCCUGCACAAGUCCAGGACGGUUCACCGCGACCUGAACCCUGUCUGGGACGAGAGCGUGACCCUGCCGAUCGAGGACCCCUUCCAACCCCUCAACAUCAAGGUCUUCGACUACGACUGGGGUCUCCAGGACGACUUCAUGGGCGCCGCCCAGCUGGACCUCCGCAAGCUGGAGCUGGGCCACCCCGAAGACAUCGUCCUGGAAUUAAAGGACCCGGUCAGGCCCAGACUGUACCUGGGGGAGAUUUACCUGACCGCUACCCUCUGGCCCAGGAACCAGCAGGACAAGGAGCAGUACUUCCAGAGGACCAAUAGGCUGGCGGAUGUCAAUCGGAAGCUGAAGUCGCAGAUCUGGAGCUCGGUGGUGACGAUCGUCCUCGUCGAGGCGAAAAAUCUGCUCCCGAUGGACAUAGACGGGCUCUCGGAUCCCUACGUGAAGUUCCGGCUGGGCAGCGAGAAGUACAAGUCGAAGGUCGCCAUGAAGACGCUGAACCCGGUUUGGCUGGAGCAGUUCGACUUGCACCUGUACGAGGACCCUUACCUAGGCCAAGACCUGGAGGUGACGGUCUGGGACAGGGACAGAAGUCACCAGGACGACUUCAUGGGCCGGGUGACCAUCGACCUGGCCGUCCUCGAGCGAGAGACCACCCACAGACUCUGGCGCGACCUCGAAGACGGAGCAGGGAAGAUAUUUCUCUUGCUGACGAUAAGUGGUACCACUGCCAGCGAGACGAUAAGCGACCUGGCCGCCCACGAAGAGACUCCCGAAGAGAGGGUCAGACUGACGCACAGGUACUCCUUGAUGAACACCUUGCAGAGGCCGAGGGACGUCGGCCACCUGACGGUGAAGGUCUACCGAGCCCAGGGUCUCGCGGCAGCCGAUCUGGGUGGCAAGAGCGACCCCUUCUGCGUCCUGGAGCUGGUGAACGCGCGACUGCAGACCCAAACCGAGUACAAGACCCUCGCCCCCAACUGGCAGAAGAUCUUCACCUUCAACGUGAAGGACAUCAACGCGGUCCUGGAUGUGACGGUCUACGACGAGGACCGGGACCACAAGGUGGAGUUCCUGGGCAAGGUGGCAAUUCCGCUGCUCAGGGUGAGGAACGGGGAGAAGAGGUGGUACGCCCUGAAGGACAAGAAGCUGAGGGGCCGAGCCAAGGGCAACUCGCCGCAGAUCCUGCUGGAGCUGACCGUCGUCUGGAACGUCCUGAGAGCCUGCGUCAGGACGGUCAACCCCAAGGAAAAGAAGUACAUGGAACCGGAGGUCAAGUUCAAGCGGCAGCUCUUCCUCAGGAACGUGCUCAGGUUCAAGGCCAUCAUCCUGGGGUUCAUCAACCUUGGGAAAUACAUACAAAGCUGCUGGGAGUGGGAGAGCAAGACGCGAAGCGUCGUAGCCCUAGUUCUCUUCGUCCUCGGAUGUUACUACUUCGAACCCUACAUGAUACCCGCGGCCGCUUUACUUAUCCUCUUCAGGUACUAUCUGGUCGCUGUAGUGACCGGAGCCCCUUUGUCGCACCAGACGAGCCUCGCUCUUCAGGAUGCAGGAGAAGCCAUUUCCGACGAGUGCCCCGCCACGCCCGGGGACGACGACGACGACGAGGACGACAAGGACAAGGAGGAGAAGAAGAGUUUGAAGGAACGACUGCAGACCAUUCAAGAAGUGACCCAGACCGUGCAGAACUCGAUCGGAUACGUGGCCAGCCUCGGCGAGAAGGUGAAGAACCUCUUCAACUUCACGGUGCCUUACCUGAGCUACCUGGCGAUGGUACUGGCCGUGCUGGCCGUGGUCGUUCUCUACCUCAUCCCGGUGAGGUAUCUGAUACUCGCCUGGGGGGUCAACAAGUUCUCCAGGAAGAUUCUGCGUCCCCACUCGGUGCCCAACAACGAGUUCCUGGACCUGCUCUCCAGAGUGCCCGACGACGAGGACCUCCUCAGCUUUAGGGAGCUGAAGCCCCUGCCGACCGCAGACUGCGAAAGAGGCGGUUCCGUGGCGAACCCUUCAGGGAUCCCGACAAGGCGGGACCAGAGGAAGAAGCAGAAGGGCGCGUAACGGAUCAGCCCGCGGCCGGAAGUCGCGGGUUCCCGGACCUCGAGCAUCCUGAAGACGGUCCUGCUGCGCCGGAAGUUCACGCGGAAGCGACCCGUGGAGGACCCGGAAGUGGCCGAAAUAGACUGACCUACCCGCGUGGUCUGGCGCCUUCUCUUCCUCCUGGCUGCGAGGAACGUUCGCUCGUCCAGGUCGACCGGAGGCGACAGGGUGACCCACGACCAUUCGUCAGCAUAUCCAUGAAGAGAAGGGUUAUUCACUCGGCAAAUCCUGGAUCUUAAUACCCGAAAUUACGUGGAAAUCAGGAAAAUGCAAGCAGGGAUCGCUGGAAAUUAUCGAGACAUUGAUAAUUAUUUUAAGGACGAUCGUCCCUCGUUAUCGAAUCACGUUUACGAAGGAAAUCGUUUUUCAUCGAUUCUCGAGUGAAUAGCUCCUUCGCUCAAAGGUAUCUUAAGACCUCGUUAGCUAGACAAUUAAUCGGUUUGCAGAGACCGCGGAAAGGGGAACGAAGCAAUAUUUUUAAGAUUCCACGGUUAUGCGAGACCUUUCGUCUCGAUUCCUUGUUAAUAGCGAGAAAGAUCUGACUCCUAGUUAUAACGUUAAGGGAAGAACCGAUCCGCGGUCUAGGCAAGACUUCCGCAGUGCGGAUUUCCGACGUUUAUCAGCGUUAUCGAGCAUGCCGUAGACGUUGACAAUUUUUGAUCCCCCUCCCGCGUCGAGCGUAACUCGUCCCCGAGUCUCGGUAUUAGUAGCGAGGCCCUGGCGCAGCAGGGGAAAAUUGGGAAAAUCGGGAAACCGCGGGAACGUCCGCUCGACUCGGCGUUUUUUCUUCGAUAUUCGCCCCGGCGAGCCCGAGCGAUCGUUAAGCGCCGACGAGAGAUUUUUUUACCGUCACCUUUUGUACUCUUCCAUUUUUCUACUUCCGAGCGCCCCUCCUCCCCGUCGAGGAAAGUCGGCUCCGCCCGUUCGCCGAGGGACCGCGAAAUUGGAUUUUUCCCGUCAUUUUCUUUCCUUUUUCACGGCGAGGACGACUCUUCGUCGCAGAUGGCGACGUCGUUAUCGACUCGACGUCACUGCCGGUGAUAACGGGCGGCGCCGAUUCCCCUCCGAUUAGCGACUUUUCUAAUGAGUACUCCUUAUGAAUUUCCGUACUCGCUUCUUAAUCUCGUUAACGCGAGUCGCCGGGAUUCUCUUCCUUCGCGUUCGUCGUCGAUUUUUGUCUUUCUCGGACCGCACCUACGUACACGCAUACACACGCACUCGCGUAUUCUCACGUACUCGCACGUACUUCCGGCUACUCUGUGUGCCGACCGUCGUUCCAAUUUUACGGUUCGGAUCCGCCGAUCUUGGUUUCGGACAGAGGCGAGCGAGAGAUUGCUCGUUAAUUACAAAUUAAUUAAUUAACUAUGAAAUCGACGAGCGAUCCCCGACUCUGUCGAGGUCGGUCGGAUCUUCCGGCGAUGUAUCGAGAGCGAAAACGCCGCGCACACGUUUCUCUAUCUUCCUACAUUUCUAAGGUUUACACCGUCGUUAUCGAUUAGGCGAAUAACAGAAGGAUUUAACAGAACAUAUAUCGAGGAGCGAGGUCGGAGCUGGACCGCGAUUCGAGCCGGAUCGUCAACGGGGAUGGUCGUAUUUCUUGAUAUCGACGCUAAUCGGCGAUAAGAGAUGUUUGGUCGGAGUUGUAAAACUAUGUAAAGGAUUGCUAGAAUUAGGUGGAAUCGUCCCUCGUCGUUGUUGAUCUUGAUUCUUGGUCGCAAUGUCGUUCCUCCGGUCGCUCCUCGGCGACUUUCGUGAUCCUACAGAAGGUGGUGAUAUACAUACAAGAUUCGUUAUUACAUUCGUAAUUUAAGGAGAGAAGAGAUACGACUAUAUCGAGAGAAAUGUACGAGGCUUUUAAUAUUACGAAUAACACUUUUUUUCCUCCAGAGGGAUGAGAAGUUGCACCCUAGAGCCGUUUCGAGAAGCUUCACGGGGAUUCCAAGAUGGUCGCCAAGGUUACUCCCACGAAGUAGUAUAAGCAGAUACAACGCCAUGUAUUAAAAUCGUCCAAGGGGUCCAA
Orussus abietinus is the source of this 5552-nucleotide messenger RNA. RefSeq names its product multiple C2 and transmembrane domain-containing protein (gene Mctp). Gene Ontology annotation, biological process: regulation of neurotransmitter secretion. Bases 608 to 3493 code for a protein of 961 amino acids. The transcript has 17 exons. NCBI's taxonomy places the organism in Eukaryota, Metazoa, Arthropoda, Insecta, Hymenoptera, Orussidae. Gene Ontology annotation, cellular component: synaptic vesicle membrane. The record is from RefSeq and is a predicted model, not a curated record. Gene Ontology annotation, molecular function: calcium ion binding.